Molecule: messenger RNA, 1092 nt
Organism: Bemisia tabaci
Lineage: Eukaryota; Metazoa; Arthropoda; Insecta; Hemiptera; Aleyrodidae
Source: RefSeq, a predicted model, not a curated record
UCCAGAACAAAGCAGCUACUUUGAUUUCGAAAGUAUAAGUUCCUAGUUCCUUUCUCGUGAAUCUAGCAAUGGUGGCUAUUUCUUGUCAUUGUUGACAUAUUGAUAAUAAUCAUUAAAUUCAAGUUGCGUGUCAAGUUUUCAGCGUUUUAAUCAUGCCGAAGAACAAAGGAAAGGGAGGUAAGAAUCGGAGGAGAGGAAAGAAUGAAAACGAAACUGAGAAGCGUGAGCUUGUAUUCAAAGUCGACGGCCAAGAAUAUGCGCAAGUCACAAAAAUGCUUGGCAAUGGCAGAUUAGAAGCUAUGUGUUUUGAUGGAGUUAAACGGCUGUGUCACAUUAGAGGCAAACUUAGAAAGAAGGUGUGGAUAAAUCAAGGGGACAUCAUUCUAAUAGGUUUGCGUGAAUAUCAGGAUCCUAAAGCUGAUGUGAUUCUCAAAUACACUCCUGAUGAGGCUAGGAAUCUCAAAUCUUACGGAGAAUUUCCAGAAACUGUUCGUAUCAACGAUACAGUCACAUUCGUGGACGAUGGUAUGGAUGAAGAUAUUGAGUUCGGAGAUGAAAUCAGUGACACUGAGGAGGGUGACCUGGUCGAUAAUAUUUAAUCGGUUCUGGCUUCCUUAUAUUCUCAAGUCUUUUUUGGUCAGCCGGCAGUCACAGCCAACUCCUGGAAUUUUGAUUAGCAACUCAGUUUUCACAGCUCAACAUCCGUCAGUCUGUCUUGUUAUUUUAUCAUAAGUUAGUUAAUUUUACGCUAAACUUUUUCUGUAAAUUUUUUCUCGUUUUUUCCCCAAUGGAGCUAUGUAAUUAGCUGUGUUGUUAUGUUUUAUUUUUUAUUAUAAUUUAUUAUUGCUGACUCCACCAGAUAUCAAUUUUUUAUUUAAAUUUUUUUGCAAGCACACUCUUCAUAGUAAUCAGUCCUCCGUUCUCCUUUCCUCUGCUGAGUGUUGGCCCAAUCUUUUCCAUUGUCUCCAAUUUUUUUUUUUAUUUUCGUUUUUUAAAUUGAAAGUUUCCUCUUUUUUCCAAUUAUUUCUAUCAUUUUUUUUAUCAUGUAACUAUGUUUUCCUUAAUAAAAUGUACAAUUGCAUCAAAAUCCAA